Talaromyces proteolyticus is the source of this 1682-nucleotide messenger RNA. RefSeq names its product glutamine synthetase. Lineage: Eukaryota; Fungi; Ascomycota; Eurotiomycetes; Eurotiales; Trichocomaceae. The transcript is spliced from 5 exons. The coding region runs from base 303 to 1379 and encodes 358 amino acids. The record is from RefSeq and is a predicted model, not a curated record. Gene Ontology annotation, cellular component: cytoplasm. Gene Ontology annotation, molecular function: glutamine synthetase activity.
AUUCGAUUUUAUUUUGAAGAAGCAUAAAUAAAAAUAAAAUCAAUAAUUAAAAACGGUACGGUAACGCGGAUACCGCCCAGAUAAGGAAAGCAGGUGGGGUGGGAAAUUCUAAUCCCUCACGGCCCUCCACAUAUUAAAAUCCAGCUCGUCCCAUUCUCCAUCAAUUCUCUCCUCAUUCAUACUCUGUGUCUAUCCGUCUCUGUCUGUGUCUUAUUUCUAUCGUCUGUCCGGUCUCUGUCGCGAGAUCAUUGCUAUCGCUGCUACCGUUCUGUUUGCUUGCUAGAUACUCUCACAUCGUCAUCAUGGCUGAUUCUACCGUGGUUUCCAACACCGAGAAUCUUCUCAAAUACCUCAGUCUCGACCAGAAGGGUCGAGUCCUCGCCGAGUACGUCUGGAUUGACGCCGAGGGCGGCGUCCGCUCAAAGACCAAGACUCUCCCAAAGGCUGUCUCCUCAGUGGACGAGCUCCCUGAGUGGAACUUUGACGGUUCCUCCACCGGUCAGGCCCCCGGUGACAACUCCGACGUCUACAUCCGCCCUGUCGCCAUCUUCCCUGAUCCCUUCCGCCAGGGUGACAACAUCCUCGUCCUCUGUGAGACCUGGGACUCAGAUGGAUCCCCCAACAAGUUCAACCACCGCCACGAGGCCGCCAAGUUGAUGGAGACCCACGCCAGCCAGCACUUCUGGUUUGGUCUCGAGCAGGAAUACACUCUUUUGGGACAAGACGGAUGGCCCUACGGCUGGCCCAAGGGCGGUUUCCCCGGUCCCCAGGGCCCUUACUACUGCGGUGUCGGUACCGGCAAGGUCUACUGCCGUGACAUCGUCGAAGCCCACUACAAAGCAUGCUUGUACUCCGGCAUCAACAUCUCUGGUAUCAACGCCGAGGUCAUGCCCGCCCAGUGGGAGUACCAGGUCGGUCCUUGCGAGGGUAUCCAGAUGGGCGACCACCUCUGGAUGUCGCGCUUCCUCCUCCACCGCGUCGCUGAGGAAUUCGGCGUCAGCAUUUCCUUCCACCCCAAGCCUAUCCCUGGUGACUGGAACGGUGCUGGUCUGCAUACCAACGUGUCCAACGACGCAACCCGUGAAGAGGGCGGUAUGAAGGCCAUUGAGGCAGCCAUGAAGAAGCUCGAGGCCCGCCACGUCGAGCAUAUUGCCGUGUACGGUGAGGGCAACGAAGAGCGUCUCACCGGCCGUCACGAGACCGGCAACAUCGACAAAUUCUCCUACGGUGUCGCUGACCGUGGCGGCUCCAUCCGUAUCCCCCGCCAGGUCGCCAAGGACGGCAAGGGUUACUUUGAGGAUCGUCGCCCAGCCUCCAACGCCGACCCAUACCAGGUGACUGGAAUUAUCGUCGAGACACUCUGCGGCGGUGCCAACUAAAACCAUAUCCAUAUACCCACCCUCCAGCGUCUGUUUUUCCCGAAGAACGACCAUACAGCAUACAGCUACACAGCGCAGAAGCCGGUCUCUUGUCAUUUCUUUCUGAUAGAUAAUUCUCAGUCGGACUCGUCUGACCCGUUUCUUGUCCUGCGGGACAUAGAUAUUCUUUCCGGCGCGGCUUGAGUAAGCCUGGAGUUGGCAUGGUGCUUACGUUUACGUUUACAGUUUUAGCAGCUGGAUUAUGACUUUUCCUUUGUUUGUAACGUCCUUAGCAUAGAGCCUGAAUGUACUGAUAUCGAAACA